Messenger RNA from Vittaforma corneae ATCC 50505, 498 nucleotides. RefSeq lists its product as uncharacterized. Lineage: Eukaryota; Fungi; Microsporidia; Nosematidae. The record is from RefSeq and is a predicted model, not a curated record. The annotation marks the transcript as partial. The transcript has a single exon.
GUGCUUAAUUAUUAUCUUAUUCAUUACUUAGUCUUACUUAUAUCUCUUACCCAAUAUUCCUUAUUAGUCUGCUCACUACUUAGCUAUCCUUACUUAUCACUUACUUUUUUCUAUUUAUUCCUUAUUUUACUUAGUCUUUUAUUACUUACCUUAUCACUAGUCUCCCACUCAAUAUCACUCUCUUCCCUUACUAUUUCCUACUUCCCUAAUAUCUCUUACUUGCUUAUUAGUCUUACUUACUUGUUAGUUACCUAUCGCUACUUGCCCUAUUACUUAGUCUCUUUACUUACUAUCUUAUUUUUAUUACUUAUUCCUAUAUCACUUCUAUUCAUCACUUAUCCAAUAUCUUCUUCCCUUAUCUUCCUUAUCACUUGUCUCUUUCCAUACCUCUUUUACUAUUCCAUUCCCUAUCUUUAUUCUAUUUAUUUAUUACUUACUUAUUGCUUGGUUAGUUUACUUACUUUUUAUACCCUGCCUUACUUACUAGUUGGUAGUUAG